GCGGUCUCAGUCCAACCCACGAAUACCUCGACAUCCUCUCCGAGCUUACGCGUCUCUUCGACGUACCUGUUAUAUUUCAUGAUCAACUCGGCAAUGGACGCUUUGGGCCACGCCUCUCCCAAAGAAGAAUGGAGAUGUACACUUCCACACUGUGCAGCUCUUCGUUGACGAGCUACACAACCUCCACUUAAGCAUCCAUGACAACUAUAACGUACUUGAACAGAGCUGGUGAGGGAUGCUGGCAUCAGAGUUUACAACCCGCCAACCAAAAGGCCUCGGGAAACUGGUGAUUGUUGAUUUGCUAGCGAGUACAAUGCUGUGGGUUAAGGCCGCAAACGAGUUGAGGAAGGGGUUGUCGCAGGAAGUACAGUAUGCGUUGAAUAAGCACGAGGCGGUGGAUACAACAACGGAUCCAGAGUAUAUUGCCACAACGAACGAAUUUUACAAGCAGCACUUGUGUAGGCUCGACCCAAUGCCUCAGUGCCUGGUGGACAGGCUUGGGCGACGACAUUGCUCAUCAACGGAAGGUACGAUGAAGCACACGACAUGGUCGUGGAGCCCUUCUUUCAGCAUAUCCCGAAGGUACGGUGGGUACAAUCUGCGGACUCAGCACAUUUCCCGUACCUGGAAUAGACGGAAAGGUUUAUGUAGGUGGUGUGCGCCUGCUUGCGUGACUGAAGUGACUGGAGGUAUAGAGGCGGUGUAAAAUAAAUAGUGGUGAGGUGCACAGUGUAUAAUAUAAGUAUGAGUGCAAGGUGUAAUAUGAAUGGAUCGAGAUUCGACAUUGCAAGCUGCCUCCAACUGCAAAUUGAUG
Messenger RNA from Suillus plorans, 814 nucleotides. RefSeq lists its product as uncharacterized. Bases 236 to 706 code for a protein of 156 amino acids. Lineage: Eukaryota; Fungi; Basidiomycota; Agaricomycetes; Boletales; Suillaceae. The transcript has a single exon. The record is from RefSeq and is a predicted model, not a curated record.